CUCAAGAUGACGCCCAGGUACUUGAGGUUUUCCAGCUGCAACAUGACCUUUAAAUCCCUGUCCUUGCUUCAAAGCACAGGGAGAAGUUUUGCAUCGGGACCGAGAUUGGAAGAGGAUUAGUGACCAAAACCCCAGAAAGUGUGCUUGAUCAGCUGAAGGACUACAGGCGUCGUCAUGAGGAGCAAAGAAAGCAGCCGCGAAAUGGAGGAGCGAGAAGUCUUGGCAGAACUGGAUGAGACUGAGAGGAGGUUAAUGAAUGAUAAUCUGGUAUUUUUACAAUCAGAUAACAUUUGACCAGGAUGAUCCCACCCCCAGAGAGCAGUGGAUGCAAGAACACAAGAAUCAUUUGCAGAAUCUGGCACAGAACCAUGGAGAACAUGUUAAUGGUAUAUUACUGCAUAACAAGGAACUGGAGGAACAGAGAGCAGAGAUUGUGAGAAAGUUAAAUGAAUUGUCGGAAAAAAGCAAGAACUUUUCUCAAGUGGAGAAAAUGUUAGCAGAGCUUAAGGCACAAGAAUACAAAAAUGAGCUGCUCCUGGAGUCUAUGAAACAACAGCUGGAAGUCCUACAGCUGGACACAAUACAAAAUAAAGCUGUAAGUAGACAGAGCACUUUGCAGUCACGCUCCUCAAAGAAAAAGGAAACUGUUCAGCAGGCACAGACCUUUGUGCCUUUCUAUGGUGGAGGAAGCCUAUCAUCUGAAAUCAGCGCCCUGCGGCUGUCCUACCUGCAGAAUGGUGGCAAUGAUCAGCUGAUCCUUGUGCAGUUGCAUGACCUCUUGGCAGAAGCUCUUCAAGUGGAACGGAGGAUGAAGCUGCCGAGGACUCAUCGGAAGGAAAGAACUGACAGAGGGCAUGAUACACUUCGACGCAAUUUGGAUUCCGAGCUGAUCUCUACAGAGAUAGAAAAUCAACGCCUGGAAGAAGAAAUUCUGAAGCUGCAGGUGAGGCGACAAAGAAACCAAAGAAGGCAAAAACCACUGAAGACUUCCAUUGGGGAGAAGACUAACAUUAUCAGAAGAUGAGAAAGAUCGAGUACAGAUAACAUGGAAAGACAACAACCAGAAAAUGAGGGCUCUGAAAACAGAAAUUGACCUUUUGAAACAAGACUUGGAGAUUCAACGUCUUCAGCGUCACAUGAAGAGCUCAAAGACUCGAG
Pristis pectinata (smalltooth sawfish) is the source of this 1158-nucleotide messenger RNA. RefSeq lists its product as uncharacterized. Lineage: Eukaryota; Metazoa; Chordata; Chondrichthyes; Rhinopristiformes; Pristidae. The transcript is spliced from 8 exons. The coding region runs from base 257 to 1024 and encodes 255 amino acids. The record is from RefSeq and is a predicted model, not a curated record.